UCCCGCGAGAUUCUGUGGUAGCCUCUAGUGAAGCCGUUUGUUGAUUGUUUUAAGCCCAAAGAUGUCUCUUUUUGCGUGCACUAAUUGUAACAGCCGCCAUCCAUUUGAACAACUUUCUAAAGGAGAUCAACUUUGUAAGGAUUGCAGAAAGACAUUUCCAUUGGUAACUUGUACUUAUUGCCGGCUUGAGUUUCAUCUUCUCAGGAACACUGAAAAAGAUCCAAUUUGCAAGAAAUGCAGCCAUAACCUUAAAACUUAUGGCCAGCCUUCUUGUUGUGAGUACUGCAAUAUAAGAGCUGCAUUUGAUGGAACAAAGUGCUCUAGGUGUUUGAGUUCAGAAAAGAAGUAUGGUGCUCCUGUAGCUUGUGAACAGUGUAAGCUAAACUGUGCUUUCCAGAAGACAACAGAGUCAAGGGAAAAGGUUGAUGGGAAAACACUAUGUCUUUUAUGUACAUUAUCUUAUAAGAGAAUAUUAUACAAAACCAAAAAGGGAGAGAAGAGACUCAGUGGGAAAGAUCAUAAGAGAGACAGGAAAGACAGACGUUCUAAGAUAGCCAAGACUGAGAACAAUGACAGUCCUAAAGAUGGCAAGCCAGGAUCAGCUGCUGCCGCUGCUCUGGAGAGGAUUGGCAGUGCACGGAAUAGUCCUUUGACAAUGGCCCUGUACAGUAGUAUGGCCAAUGAUGCUUCAAGUGAACCUAUUGCACUGGAGUCACACAUAACUGAACUUACAGAACUAAAAGAACAGGUGGUGAAUCUUAAAAAGCAGUUACAACAGAAGGAUCAAGCAUUGAUUGAGAAGGAAAAAAAGUUAACUGAACUGAAGGCUGAUCAUUGGGAAAAAGAAAAGGAAUUGAGACAGAAAAUGGUCCAAAUGCAGAAACAGCAAGUAGAGAGAAUAGAGGGCCUACAGACAGAAAACAGAAACCUCAAAAAGCAGAUUGCAACACUGUCAAAAGGAAAAGACAAGCCACUUACAACCUCGGGAUGAAUGUUGUCCAUUUCAAGCCUUUUAGAUGUAUCCCCCUGAAUUUUUAAUUAACAGAAUAUUUACCUCUGCAACAAUGGACUAAAACUUGCCCAGGGGUGCAAAUGUAUUUUUUUAAUUUUCUAUAAGUUAUUUUUUAAAUUGUAUAUUAUCAUGGAUUGUAAAAGUUACGAGGAAUAAGAACUCCUGCAGACUUAGUUUAGGCCUUUAACCCUAAGAGUGACCAGCAUCUAAUUUCUCCUUACAAUAUUACCCCUGGAUCAAACAUUAAGGUCUCGAGAAUGAAGGAAAUGAUCAACAACUUGAGAAGCUCUUGAUAUGUAGACUAAUUCUCCAUGUCAACACCAUAGAAUAUGGAGGGAGAACAGCAUUGUGAAUAUGGAUUCUAUGUUAGGGUGUAAAUGCUUAAAUAACCUAAUAAUGGAAAUUGCUUGCUGUGCAACUGGUAGCCUGUAAGCAGGCUCUCAUUAUCAGCAUUGCAGCUUUUGUGUUUCUCCAGGUUAUCCAGGUGUCUGGCACUGUUAAUCACUGCCAGACCCCCUUGCACACCUCUUGUGGGCACAGGUUGCCCAAGAGAAAAAAAACGUUUGUGCUGAGGAGCUCAUAAUGAGGACUGUUCACAGGCUAGGUAAAUGAAGAGAGACAAAUCAAAAUAGAUUAGAAGUAUCUUUCUUUUCUUUUGUGUAAUAGAGGUUCUCUUUCAAUAGGCCAUUUCCGGGUUCUCACAGUGCAGUGAUCUGCUGCUGAAAUUACAACACAAGGACGAGGCUAAGUGCUAAGUCUGCUUUAUCUUCCCUUUGCUGCCAUCACUUAGCUGAAUGCCUUUCUUCCAAAAAAAAAUUGACUUUCCAUUUUCUCUCGGGUUCACUACCGUGGCUCUUUAUUCUUUAUACCGAUGAGAGAAAAUUUUUAUAUAAACCAUGUAAGUGAAAAAAACACUCCAACUAACUUCUACUUUCAACACACUACUGU
Molecule: messenger RNA, 1960 nt
Organism: Stylophora pistillata
Lineage: Eukaryota; Metazoa; Cnidaria; Anthozoa; Scleractinia; Pocilloporidae
Product: protein FAM76A
Cellular component (GO): nuclear speck
Source: RefSeq, a predicted model, not a curated record